UUGAUGCUGUGGUAUAUUUUGCUCAUCCGAACCCGGACAAAGCAAGGAGAGCAGCAGCAGGCAGGAUGUCUGUCUGGCGAGAUUCGCCGCUGUUCCACCCACAGACAGCGCUGAGACAGCUCAACGCCUCCCGACACCACAACCUGUACUGCGACGUCACCAUCUCGGUAGCCGGCACCAGGUUCAGAUGUCACCGGGCCGUCCUGGCAGCCAACAGCGUGUACUUCCACCACCUGCUGUUGCCUAGCAACAGUAGCGUGUUGCCUAGCAACGGGCAGCCCGAGCCGUGUUACCACCUGGAGCGGAUGGGCGCUGCGACGUUCUCGGCGCUGCUGCAGUACAUGUACACGUCUCAGCUGUUCCUGUCGGACGAGCGCGCCGCCCGCGACCUUCUGCACGGCGCGCGCCGUGUCGGCCUCGUCGCCCUCGGAGACCUGGUCGCAGACUACCUGCUCGACUCCGACAGCAGCGAGGAACGGGCCGAACCAAGCGCCGACGAGGAGGGGGGAGAUCCGCCUGAGGCAGGGGAGGAGGCUGUGCCUGCAGACGACAGGCCGGAGGGGAAGGAAAAUCCAACAUUCAACCUGGAACUGCUGGAGCCUGCAGAACCAGGCUACCACCCUGGGUCCAGGGACACAAUGCAGGAAGCCCCAGUAUAUAACCUCGGCUCAAUAAAGACACUACCUCAGGAGUCUGCAAACCUAGACUAUAACCUUGUGUCAGUAGAUGAACUACCUCAGGAGCCUGCAGACCCAGGCUGUGAACUGGACACUGUUCCUCAGGAGCCUGCAGACCCAGGCUGUAAACUGGACACUGUUCCUCAGGAGCCUGUAGACCCAGGCUGCAAACAGGACACUGUUCCUCAGGAGCCUGCUUUAGCAGAACCAAUGAACCAGGCCAUGACCUGUCUACAGAACCUGUCCCAACUUUUCUCCACCAAUGGGAGGCACAAGCUCCUGAUGGUCACAGCAAACAGCGACCAUAUAAGGCACAACCACGACCAUAUAAGGCACAACCACGACCAUAUAAGGCACAACCAUGGCUGUGUGAACCAACCAGCAUCCGGCAGUCCUCCAGGUGUAGGUCAGGGUGAUCAAAGGUCAGGGAGUCCUGAUGACCCUAAAGAGCAAAGGUCAGGGAACUCUGUUGACCCCAGAAAACAAAUGUUAGUAAACCUUGAUGACCCUAAAGAGCAAAGGUCAAUGAACUCUAAUGACCCCAAAAGGCAGCUGAGUAAAAAGCAAAGUAGGAAGAGAGGCUGGCAGGAGGGGGAGUGUUCCACCACCAAAAGACAUCACAUUUACCACCAGGGAACCUGUACCACCACCAAAAGGCAUCAUGUUUACCACCAGGGAACCUGUACCACCACCAAAAGACAUCAUGUUUACCACCAGGGAACCUGUACCACCACCAAAAGACAUCAUGUUUACCACCAGGCACACCAACGCAAGGAGAAUGUGAAAAAAGGCCUCCCACUGAAGGCUCCUCAGCAGUGUCCACACUGGCAGGACUGGACUAGACACCAGCGCAGGCACAGGAAGCACCAGGGCUGCCUGAAGUGUGGCAACCUCACCAGCAGCUUGGGACUGCACAGGGAACAUGCACAGACCGUGUGUCAGACUUGCUGUAAAUGCUUCAUCGGUAAAGCCCACUUGGACAGACACACAUGCAGAAAUUCAGCCCAGGAAAGCAGAGUUCCCUUCAAAUGUACCAAGUGUAAAAGAAUGUUCAUGUGGGGUUAAACUUCAAGAGCUUUCUGGCAGCACAUGGGAAAAUAGCAACAUGCUCCAGACAUGUAAUCAGACUGCGAAGUUAAAUCUUGUGAUUUUUAACCUCCUGUAGACUAGUACACCUAGAGAAAAGAGAAGAUUCUUGAACUGUUGUGAACUUUUGUAAGUAAAAAGUGUGAGGUAGAAAGGGCUGAUGUUAGUGAUGUAGCGUGCCUAUAUGUAGUAGUUUUGCUGUUGCAUAGUGAUAUAAUAAUGUGUGGCAUGUCCUUGUUACUUUGUUGCUACUGAGUGAGAAAACCUUGUUGAUGACCUAGUGCAGGGCAAAAGUAUAGGAUGAAGAAGAUGGCUGUAAAGCUUGGUCUUUAUUUGUUUGGGAGUUUUUCUAGUUUUGACUGUCUUCUGCAAAGUGAAUGUGAAUCUAUACAUGAAUAACUCCCCUGGUCAAUCCUGCAUGGUUAAUGGAUCCUGUCACUAAGAUACAGGAAAUGCUGGGCUGCCUGUUAGCACAGUCAUGUGGAGUCAGUGUUCCCAGAGGUUUCUGUAAGCUGUAGUUUGUGUAGUACAGAUGGUAACCAAGUGGUCAUGCAGUAAUACAUAUACCUCAUCUGUAGAGCAUACAAAAUAAACGUCACAU
Branchiostoma belcheri (Belcher's lancelet) is the source of this 2364-nucleotide messenger RNA. Its product is annotated as zinc finger and BTB domain-containing protein 17-like. Gene Ontology annotation, molecular function: protein binding; DNA-binding transcription factor activity, RNA polymerase II-specific; RNA polymerase II cis-regulatory region sequence-specific DNA binding. NCBI's taxonomy places the organism in Eukaryota, Metazoa, Chordata, Leptocardii, Amphioxiformes, Branchiostomatidae. The record is from RefSeq and is a predicted model, not a curated record. The coding region runs from base 66 to 1742 and encodes 558 amino acids. Gene Ontology annotation, biological process: regulation of transcription by RNA polymerase II. The transcript is spliced from 4 exons.